This is a messenger RNA of Porites evermanni, 9635 nucleotides long. The record is from the annotation of a GenBank genome assembly. Lineage: Eukaryota; Metazoa; Cnidaria; Anthozoa; Scleractinia; Poritidae.
CACCAACCAAAUAACAGCACUUGGGAAUAUAGGGAGAAUAAUGGCAAUGUAGACAUGGAUAGGAGACAUAAUGAGGAGAGUUUGAGAGAAAGACGUUCAUGGGAUACUAACCGUGCAUCAAGUGACUUAGUGGGUGAUAAGCACAGAGAUGAUUUCAGGGAUGAUUCAGACAAUAUCAGGCAUUAUCAGGAUAAUGAAGGACAGACUAGGGAUAACUACAGCUAUCAAGAACAGACUGAGGGAUAUUAUCCACAGCGCUGGAAUAAUGAACAAAUGGAAGAAGUAGAUUACUAUGAAGACAACUGGAAUGGUUGGGAUUCGGCUUAUAAUGGCAGUGGUGAAAACUUUUGUGAAAGAGAAACGUAUGACAGAGAGAAGGUUUGUAAAUGGUUCAUUGUAGGAGUUAUAUAACUUCAUUCAUUUACAUUAACGUUUUGCAUAGUGCCAUGUUCUCUCAGUCAAGAAGAGUCAUUGACAGAAAGAUGCUAACUUCCUUUUCCUUACCCCUCUACUCUUGAGUUUGCUAUUUCUCCUUUGUCUUUCCUACGUACCUUUUCGCUCUUAAGGAACAUGUUCAAGUAGCUGAUUAUGAAAAUGAAGCAGAAUAUCAUAGAAAACAGUGAAAGGUUCUGCGGCCAUGAAAGAAUUGGAUAAAAAAUUUAGAUCACCCCAGUUGUAGUGGAAGAAAAGACCUCUGAGAAUACCAGUUGAAUGGAUGUUCCAACUUAGUUUUGAGAGGGUACAUGUAGGAAAACCCACAGAGUUACAUGUAGGUUUGUUUGAGUAUCUGAUUGGUAGUGCUAAAUAAAUUAAGUAAAAUGGCAUUAAGGUGUGAAGAUUUUAUGAUAAUCUGGUUCUCUGGAAAACUCUAUCAAAAUGUUGUUCUGUUUUUCUUCCUCUCACCAUUUUUCCUUUAUACCUUUUAUAUUCCCCUUUAUCAUCCAACCUACCUUCACUAAUUUCUGUGUAUUUACUAGGAACUCCCAUAUCACCGUGAGGAGGACAUUUGGCAAGGAAGAGAAAAUAAUCAAGAUGACAACCAAGCUUUCUUUGACCAAAAUCAGUCAUGGGACUAUGACCGCAGAUAUAAUGAACCAGACAGAAACCAGGAGUUUUACUGUGAACGGUAUGAAGAAAACUUUAGUCAAGAGUAUGAUAAUAGCCAAUAUGAUGAUUACAGGAGAAGAUCUGAAGAAACAAGUCAUGACAGUGAAGAUCUUCGUGAAACGAUAAGAGAGUGGCGAGGUCAAAGGGAAAAUAACGGGACACACGAGUUACAGGCACAAAGACAAGGUAUGUUUAUUCAUGUUCCGAUUAAAGUCAUCAUUACGUUGUGGUAGGGCGUUUGGUUAUGUGGGAGCUAGGUAAUUUUCAGCUCUCCUUCCAGCCACCUCCUAAUUGUCCUCCCAAAGGUCCCGAGAACUUUCUCUCCUAGUCAGGUCCAGUAAAGGCGCCUUAUUUAAUAACAGCCUGUGUUGAUGGUCGACCCCAUGAACUUUUCUUCUCACUUACUCUUCCACUUGUUUUAUUAGCACUAUCCUGCACAUUUUUCUUCUCCCUGUGUUUAGAUUUGUGUAUGCUGACAUUCAUUUAAUGAUAAGAAAGCAGUUAAAAUUUGACACUAUUUGUAUCCAAGCUGCACUUUUUGCCGACCCUAAAUGUCUCGAUGUAAAUUUCUGAGCCCUGGGCUUUGCUCCAAACUGUCUUUUUUCUCUGAGGUUUAUGAUUUGAUACCCGUCGUGCAUCCCUGGAUUUUCCAUGUUGAUUGGCCUGCAUUCGACCCCCCAAAAAGGAAAGAUUACGACCAAUCUCUUUAUGCGGAAAGAGGGGCCUUAAGCGUAGGCACACAUCCCUUCGCCAACUUUGACUUAACAGCACUGUUUUCCUUCAUUUACAGAAGAUAUUUCCAACAAUUUUUCACGAUUCUAUGAGGAAGAUCAUCCAUCUAGACGGGAGGAAGUUACUCCCACCAACCCAACAAGGAGAAGACUAUCUGACCCUGACGUCCAACAACGAGAAUGGCAAGAUUUUGCAGAUCGGAGAUCCUGCAACAACUCCAGAGAUUUUACUUCCAGGAAACGUGGGAAUUUUCUGGAAGAAAGGCCUAGGUCAGAUGAAUGGUUAGAAAGUGGUUGGAGGCGUGUUGAGAAAAGACGUCGCCGUAGCAUUUCACCUGUUAACUUGAGAUCUCGGGACUAUGAUCAUCAAGAGAUUCCUCUCUCUGAGGAGCGGGGUCGAAAGAGAUCCCCGGAAGCUCAUGACAUCAGAGCACCUGUCAAUCUUAAGCAUAGUGCCGAUUUUGCUCAUUCAGCGUGUGAUCACCCCACCAGUUCAACUUCACCACGAAAACGAAAUUCACCAGGCAGAAGCACGCGAGAUUCAUCUAGUGAAGCCUCGCCACUGAGUGAAAGAUCAAGUUAUUCUUGUAGUGAGCAAUCCUCGGAAAGAAGGUUUGGUGGGAGCCGCAGCUUUGAUACUCGGGAAAGGCACCAUAACAGCAGGGUGCCAAAUGAGAGAGGACGCCCUGAACGGUCAAAGAAAGAGGCUAAUCUUCGUCGGUCUCUGAUGGAACACCAGCACAGAAAACAUAUUUCAUGCGCGGGUAGAGACAGAUCCAAGGAAGAGAGAUUGAGUUAUUCAUCAUCGGAAAGAGAAAGGAAAUCUCCAGAUGAACAUUGCAGAUCAACUGGCUCCCGAAGCACAGCCGAAUCCACCUCUUCAUCCAGAACUGGAAACAGAAAGAGACACCAUGAAGAUGAAAGGACAAGGCAUAACAUGGAAUCAAAUAAAAAACGUGAGCUUGUAAUUUGGGUUUUGAUUGUUCAUAAUGUUCAAGGGCAUUCUUUCACUUGAGAUAAAACGAAAGCCACAUUGAACUGCAUGUGGAAAACGCUACCGUAGGAAAUAAACUCAACAACAGCUAUGUGAGUGAUGCCCCUUUCGUAUUUCAUCUAUACAUUAGGAAGUAAGAAACAUCUUUUAGAGAUUAGUACUAAGUAAUAAAUAUGGCAGAGAUAAAGAUUUUAUCGCUUAAGUUUUCUUUUCAGGAAAGGAAACGAGUCAUAGUUCCACAGGCCAUUCUGGUACUGCAAGCAAAAGUAGUGAACUCCGAGAGGGCAAACCACAGUCAAAGCCAUCUGGUGAAAAAAGGACGCAUUCUUCUGGAGACCAUCUAAGUAGGACGGGAAAGGUGAGCUGAUUUCACCAGGCAGUUUACAAAUUCUUGCUAUGGUUAUUUUGGAAAAUCAGCAGAAAUUCCUUCUGUCCAGUUUGAUAGUGAAAGGAAAUCCGCACACCUUCAAGAAAAGCUUAUGUUGUGAGAAGUUAAAGACAGCUUAGGGUCCCAACAUCUACCUACGACCUUUCCCUCUGUUCGUGUCUUACUUAUUCUGUUUUUUUUUUUUUCUGCAGCCAAGGGAUAAAGUAACCGAUAAAUCCAGCGCUAAAAGAACGGAUCGUCUUUUGAACGAUUUAGCCGUCACAUUAGCCGUGGAUAACAUCUCCUUGAGACGACCAAGUCCUGAUGUAGAGGACAAACAUAGAAACUCUGAUCGUAAAAGGCAACCUGCAGACAAAAAUUCCCCAUCUAAAAGGUCGUAUGAAAAGUAUCUAGACCAGAUUAACGAGGUGGACCAUAUUGUCAGGGAUCAAGAUGUGCAGUCGGUGGAUUCAAGUAGUGGUGGUUUGAAUACAAAGGAUACAGUAGUUGGCUGGUACACUACGGAAGAAUCAUCUGAAGGAGAGACAACCGCUUCCGAGAGCGGAACAAUGUGCUUAAAAGGGCUCUGUGUAGGUGGAAAUUCUGACCAAGAUGUCGACAGUGUGGCAGAAUCGUAUGACAGAGUAGAAGGUUCAUUUCAUGCGGGAAAGAGCUCUUUGACUUUUGGUUUCAACUACAAACCUCUUAAGAUCUCACUGGGACAUCCCACAAUUUUAGGCAAUACUGGCCAGCACGCAAAAGAAGCCAAGAGAUUUUCUGGAGGAGACAACACUAAACUACAUGAUAAUUUACAGUAUGCGACAGAGGCAACUUUUGCAGACACCACAAUUCAGCCGUUCAGACCCUCCGCCAAACUCUCCGAGUUUACUGAAAUAGAAACCAACUCUUCGUGCACUGUCGACAAACUUGAGAAGACACCCGAGACGGUCGAUGAGAAGACUAAUGUGGAUGAAAAGCUUAGUAUAAAGGACUCCAAACAGCUGAAUUUCUGCUUGGAGCACCCCGAUUUUCAAGAAAUACAGACAAACGAUACUUUCAUUUUCGAUGAUUUUAAGAAGACGCAAAAGGAGAAGGCCAAUGAAGAUGCGCUCGCUCUAAAAACCAGUGGCAUUAGCUUGGUAAGACAAGAAGAUGGAAACUUGCGGGUCGAAAAUUGUCAUGUUGUUGAUAUGGAGUUUUCGUCUGAUGAUCAGAUAUCUCCAGACGUAAUGAAGUCCGGAAACGAAUUUUGCUACAGUAUAGAUUCCAGCAACGUUGAGAACGAAAUCGUUAAUAACGGUAAAGAGGAGAAGUGUGUCAGCAGGAAAGCCACUCUGGAUGUUAGAAGAUCAAAGGAAACAUUAAAUUCAGGAGGCGUUACCUCGAGUGUUAUUGUAACUCCCUUGAAUCAGAACGUACCAAGCAUCUGUGACAAAGAGGACGAGAAUGUCGGUGGAGGUACAUUAGAACAGAAAGCAUACGACGUAGAGCCUAAAGCAGCGGAUAGUAGCAGACACAACGCUGCUGGUCUAUGUUUACGCUCCACCAUACCAAGCAUUUAUUCGGACAAAGUAAAUCAAGAUUGUCAAAAGGCCUUAACACAGAGAAGUUAUAACAUUAAAGACCGUAAUUAUGUUGGUGGAGGAAAACGGGAAAGAACUACUUUGGAUGACGACCAAGUGGACAGCAUUUAUACUGAAGAGGAAUUAUCUAGCUGCAACACUUCUAAUGUUGCUGACCAGAAUCAACAUAAAAAACAGCCAUUAGGCGCUGACAACCUGGAAAAAGAAACAACAAACACAGAACGUUUGGGUUUGGAAAAAGAUGAUCUUGGUAUUAAAGAGCGUGAUACAGCUGGUGUAAGUAAAGAAUUAACACAGGUAAAUGACCCAAAUGGCAAGAAGAAAGUGAUUCUUAAGAGUGACUAUGUGGUUCACGGCAAGAUCAUGCAAGAAGAAAUUUGUCACGACAAUGACGGUCAAGAUUAUAGCGCUAUGAUACAGGGAUGCAAUAUGGAGCGUAAGCAUGAAGACAACAGUGGACAAGAGACAACGUCUGAUGAACGUAUUAAUGACGCAGUCAAAGGUAUCAGUGUUAGUGACGUGAGUCAAGAAGUUGAGCGUAAGAAGGAAGCCACUUACAGAGAUCAAGAGCGUUUAAAUAAGAGGGGUCUUGGUGUCAUAUCCAAAGAGAACAGAACCAGUGACGUUUAUAACAUGAGGACCAAGGAAGGAGAGGGCUCUGGAUCUGCUGUUUUGAUUUCAGAAGAAGAGGUGUGUGAAGGAAAGAGUAGCAUUUCCACGUACUAUGAUAAUAACGGAAUUCAAAAGCGGAGCAAGCAAAAAGAUGUUGAUUUUGAUCACCAAUUUGGAGGACAGAAGGUUGAGAGAAGGGCUUUGGGUAUGACCGCUAUAGAUGACUUUGACGUCAGCCAUAAGGAAAUUCAAAUUGAGGAUGUGAAUUCAUCAGAUAUUGUUAAAAAAAUGUACUCUUCCCAAGAUUUAACCGCACGUUGUAAAGGAAAUUCAAAUUGUGAAGAUCAUGUUACCACCCAACAAAGAAUUCAUUCCUCAGACAAUACAAACCUGUCAGUUAGCUCUUGGAAUAAGGAUGAGAGAUGUCCCACGGUACACAGAAAUGGUCUAUCCAGUCAGGGAAAUUUGCCCAGACGGAAAUGUCAUCCGGUAACAGAAAUUUCCAAAGCUGAUGUGGUAAGUAAAGUUACUGGUUUAUCGCAGAAGAUCUCAGAAGGUUGCCGAAGUUUCGAUAUACGCGUCCUAGAACGGGGAGAUUGCUGUAACGUUUCCCAAGCUGAUUCAGGUAUCAUUGACCGUUCGUGUUUUAAUUGGUCACGAAUGGAAUCCCGUCAGUCGAAUCUGGACGAUAGUGAUAAAACUGUCAGUUCAUCCCCUGAUACAUGUAGCGUGAGUCAUGGUCUAACGGAGAAUAACCUUUCGGUCAGGGGGAAUUUGGAACACGUUGAAAUGGAAAUCUCGUCCGAUGAAGAACAUAGGCCCAAACUAACUGGUCCUAUAACCAGCGUUGUCGACGAAGCCAGUGGCGCCAAACCUUACUCACCCAGUAGUCCUACUAUGAAAAGUGACGAUCAGUGUUCUCCUCAACCCAAGCAUUCCUCUCCCUAUUCCCCAAGUCAUCCGACAAACGUCAGUGAAGGAGAUCUGGAUCAGAAUAAUCCAGUUAAAGAGUUAAGCUACCACGAAGAAGGUGACGCGCAUGGUGUAAGUACAUCUGAAGACAGGAAGAUCAUUGCUGGUCCCGUCGAGAACAGUUUCCAAGGUAACAACGCCGGUCACAAUGAACGUACCGUAACUGCGCAGGAGGUUAGGAAUAACGGCAUUGAUAUUUGUUCUGAAAGUCUCGUCACGGUGUGCUCAAAAACGUCUAAAUCUGAAUCUUUACGCAGCAUACCAACUGUGGAAGAUGCUCUUGAUGUAAACGUGCCAUUAGACGAUGUAGCACAAAGUGGUGAAAGAAAGACCCGCUGUGAAAAAGAGAGUGUCGAUGACAAGGGCAUUGCAGCCUCACGUUGUAAUUCUUCACCUAAUACCAUAAAUGAAAAAGGCCAGAAAUCUUUGCUACGUCGCCCACAGAGGACACAGAGCUUACCCAAUAUUUCCACAGUGGUUUCAAAACCGAAAAUUGUGUAUAUCUCUGCAACACGGUCUAAAGACUUUAACGCUCAUGAAACGAUCCCUUCCAAGAAUGAUAACAGUGUAGAUAAAGCAAUAAAAUCCGACGAUGUUAACUGUGUUAAAAUACCCAUUGUGACAACUGUGGAAAUCAAUCCCCAGAAUUCCAGUCCAGAAAGCAAGCGACCGUUUGCAUCUAAUGUGUCUUUGGAGCUACACGAAAGAUCACCUUGUACAUUUUCUAGUUCCCAAGGAACAAGUCAAACAACAGAGGUUACUUUUAAAGACAGCCUAAGUAUGAACAAAACUGGUGAAGGCAUAGAAUUUGAUCCUAACUGUGAUUCGGUUGUUACUCCAGUAACCUCUGAAGAAAUCGAGAGGAGGCCUAUAACAUCAACGCGUAAAGUUGAUCUAGAUAAACAAGACGGUUGUAAAAGUCACGAGCGUGCGAGAAAGAUGGUUCGUGAGGGUGAAAUUUGUAAUAGAAAAGAUGAAUUCGAUGAAGAAUCUAUGGUAAGAGCUUCUGGUCAAGGUGUUCUAACGCCCCAAACCCAUUCUGCUUCACCCUCUAGGCCCGACCACAAAAGGUCCCACGAAGACAGGGAUGGACCUCGGCCGUGUAAGGUGCCAAAGAAAUCUCUGAAACUCAUCAUACCGAGCCAUCAGGUAUCUGAUGGUAAUGCCACAGGUACACCACCUCAAAGUGAAAGUAAAGGCGGUUCCUGCGCAGUCACAGUUUCUGACAGGAACGGCAGUAAAGCAGACCCAUCUAAAGAACCUGUGAAUGUGACUGGUUACGUGAUGGCCACUCGACCGCCCACCAUUGUUACAGCAAAUUCGAAGACUGGUUUCAUUUCAAAGAAAAUCACAAAACCUCGUGCGAAAAUAUUGAAGAAAACCACCUCUCAUACUGUCACUCGCGCAGACUUGGACUCUGUGUCGCAGCAAAACAGUUUGCCAUCCAGUGAGAUUGAUAACGAUGCUAGUGAAGACAUUGUGACGGUUCAUUCGUCUGAGAAUAGGGAAAUUUUGACUGAUCUUCUUAGCAGCAAAAAUACAGAAGGUGAAAGCAAUUCGAUUUCUCGAAGUGAUAGUUUCAAAGCUACAGACAACCAUGCGUCAUCUUCGUCGACAAAAGACUCGUCGCAUUACCAGCAUAACAAACAUCUUUUAAAUUCUGGUGAAAGUAUCCGCACUGACGAACACAGGGAGAAGGGAACAGGGCUAGAACCUGAUCAGAUUGCUUUUAGAAUGGAAAGACUUCGGAAGAAGAAAGAAGAAAUUGAACAGGUGAAGUACUUUUGAAAACCUUUUACUGUUUUUAAUCAGUUGAAUUGUUUAAUGCUUUAACAUCCUUAGUUUCCCUUCUCUGCGGUUUGAAGUUAAAUCUAAAAUAACGGAAUGAUGCAAAGUACUAAAAAAACAAACAUUGCCAUUCAAAGUAUUGUUUAAGUGCGUAAUUACGUAAUUUACAUUCGACGAUUCGUCCACCAACCUUUUUUUCCGGAAGAAAAAAAUAGAGCUACUUUUACUUUUUUCCACUCCUGAAAACCGGCAAACCCUUUCAACCUUAAUAGGCGCUGUAGAAAGUGCGAAGUCAUUGUUUUAGAGUUUUUGGCUUUCACUGGAUUAAUAGAAGGCAAGAUAUUUUCCUCUUUCAGGGAUUUUCUUAUCGCCUCUGACUUUUUGAAAUAAAUAUGCUGUUACCUUUAUAAUGUCACGGGUGACAUUCUUAAUGGCGGUUCCGUCUCCAUUAGGAGACGUAAAAAUAGUGUCGCCAGUUAGAACUUUCGUGCUAAAUACACUGACACUCCAAUAAAGUGCAUUUUUUAUUUUUUAUUUUUAUUUUUUUUAAAUUAUGAAUUUUGGCCAAAAUAUGUACUUCAAACCUUUUAGCGCUUGGGGUUCUCGAUACAUUGAACAAGUCAAAAACCUAGGAUUGUGAGCCUAGUUCAUUUGUCUCCCAGGAUAGCAACUGGUAAUCAGAUGAUAUUCUCGUUAAAUUAGGAAAUAAUUUCACUCGUCACUGUUUGAUGACACCUACCAUGAGAAUGAGGUGUUUAGCGUUUUGCAGUAAACUUGUUGAGGUCCCCAAACAGUCACUUAAAGGCCGAUAAACUAUUCAUGGGUUUAUUUAAUGUUUAAGGUGUACAAGAGAGAAUGUCAGACGGUUAUCAACGUUGUCAAGAUGCUAGUAAGGUCAGUUGUUUUCAGUACCACCCAUAUGUGUAAGUGGUUCUCAAUACUACGUGUUGUAAAAUCAAACUCUGGUCAAUCAUAUAGUGUGGUUGAGAAGGAAACCUGAAUUAUUCAGGUUUAGACGAAUCCUCAGCUUUGCGAAGACUGGGUUAUAGAGUUAUCAAGGUUUUACUGCAGUGGAAGAGUUGAGCAAAUUGAAGGUCAAGUGUUUCGCUUUCGAUUAGAAACAAUCUGUUUUUGGUUGGUUCGGUUGAUAACCUUUUCAACUUCUUCACAGCUCUGUGGAAAUGUUUGAAAACGGUAUUUCGCACGCAACGUUCUAAUUUUUGCGCGUGAACUGCUUGAGCAUAAGUUCCCGUUUACUUCGAGGAAGUAUGGAAUUAACUUUAGCCAGUGACAAUCGCCUAUCGACCGAAAACGUUUGGGAAAGUAGUGUUAUUGCAUUUUUAUCUUUUGGGCUGUUUUUAUUUUUCAGCAAUGACCCGAGAUUAGAAGGUAUCUUACAGAAUGCUGUUCGUCGUAGUUUGCAAGAAAUGGGAGAAAGAUGUGUGCAAGAGUUAGAAAAGGAGGUUCGUCCUGCAACGUGA